Messenger RNA from Mizuhopecten yessoensis (Yesso scallop), 1616 nucleotides. RefSeq names its product protein AAR2 homolog. NCBI's taxonomy places the organism in Eukaryota, Metazoa, Mollusca, Bivalvia, Pectinida, Pectinidae. The record is from RefSeq and is a predicted model, not a curated record. Bases 146 to 1285 code for a protein of 379 amino acids. The transcript is spliced from 5 exons. Gene Ontology annotation, biological process: spliceosomal tri-snRNP complex assembly.
UCUCACCACUCAGACUCAUGGAGGCGCUUUAUACUUGCCGUAGAAUGACCUCCCCUUCGUCGAAAAACAAUAUCCUGUUCUGCAUAAACGGGAUUGCAACGUUAUGCGCACAUGUCAACUUAAUUAAUAACGAAAAGGAGUAGUCAUGGACCAAGAGAAGGCCAAGGUGCUAUUUCGCGAGGGAGCCAUUUUGUUGUUCCUUGAUGUACCAGAGGGUACAGAGUUUGGUAUUGACUACAACUGCUGGAAAGUCGGACCUCAGUUUCGUGGUGUGAAGAUGAUACCACCUGGGAUACACUUUGUGUACUACAGUGCCUGUAACAAAGAAGGAGAAGCAAGUCCCAGAACUGGAUUCUUUUACAACUUCAAACAAAGAGAAAUCGUUGUUAGGAGAUGGGACAAGACAUUAGAAGAUAUUGGAAAAGAUGCUGUCAGUCCUGAAGAUCUACAGCGUUACCAUGACAACACACAAGAAAUGGACAAAUACCUUGGACCUUAUCCAUACAACAACUACAAGACCUGGGUGUCACUGUGUGGCUAUAUCACUGACGAGCUUGCAUCCCGACUCUCUCCAGAGACGGGGAAGAUUGUUUCUGUGUCACAAUUCGUUUCCGACAAGAGUACUAGCCAGUCCAGGAAAGAAAACAACGAAAUAAAUGGAAGUUUAAACAAGUCUGGAACUUUCACAUCUGAUGGACCGGUGUCUUUUCAGGAAGCUGAAGAUCGACUUCCUGAAAUGAAGACAACUCCAGGAACAUCUAUGCGAUUCUCCAUAAUUCCAAAGAAUAAAUUUCCACCGGGAAGUUCUCCGGCAGAAAUCACAAAACACAACAUUGAUUUAAGCUAUAUGCUAGAAUGUAUCCUAAGUACAUAUUGCUUAGAGAACUCAAAUAACAUUUUGGGAGAAAUUCAAUUUUCUUUCAUUUGUUUUUUGUUUGGUCAGGUGUAUGAUGCAUUUGACCAAUGGAAAAAGCUGGUUCAUUUGCUGUGCAGUAGUGAAGAUGCAUUGGCUAAACAUACAGACUUAUAUUUAAACCUUAUAACUGUUCUCCAUUUUCAACUGAAAGAAAUUCCAGAAGAUUUCUUUGUUGACAUUGUCUCUCAGGACAAUUUUCUCACCUCUACUUUAAGAGAGUUCUUUACAAAUAUUGAGUCUGGUCAAGUCAAUGAAAUUCUUCAAAAGAAAGGGCUUAAAUUUCGUGAUCACCUUACUCUCAAAUUCAAAUGGGACUUCACGUGUGCUCCAGAGGACGAUGAACCCGUGGUGGUUUCUUUGGUUGACUGAGUUAAAGGAUCACUCCUUGUUACUGUUGUAAAAUUUUAUCAUGAUGUUACUAAUAAUAUUAGUUACACGAAUUUUUGGCAGGGUAUACAGGAUGGUAUGACCCUAAAGGGUUUCGUAUUUCCUGAGGCCGAUAGGUAUAUAACAGAAUAUUUUAAUAAUACAAUAUUUUAAAAAUUUACAAGGUACUCAUUAUUAAUAUUUUAUGUCAUCAAUUUUCAGUAAUAAUAGUUGAAGCCUUCUAAAUAUUUAGUUUAAGGUAAACUAAAUAUCCAGCCAAUAAACACCACUGGUAAUAAAAUAGAUGACAUUUUUGUAAUAAAUUUCAGAUGUA